Messenger RNA from Gossypium raimondii (Peruvian cotton), 1438 nucleotides. RefSeq names its product glycolate oxidase. Lineage: Eukaryota; Viridiplantae; Streptophyta; Magnoliopsida; Malvales; Malvaceae. The record is from RefSeq and is a predicted model, not a curated record. The transcript has 12 exons. The coding region runs from base 216 to 1319 and encodes 367 amino acids. Gene Ontology annotation, molecular function: FMN binding; oxidoreductase activity. Gene Ontology annotation, cellular component: peroxisome.
UUGUUUGUUUGUUUUUUUGGUUACUUCUCUCUCCACCAUUAUUUCCAAUCCUUUUCACUUCAUCUCCCCCCCCCCCUUCCUCUCUCUCUCGCUCUCCAUUGUUGGACGUAGCCAAGGUCUGUUCUUUGCUCUUUAUAAUGUUCUGUCCGAUUAUAGUUUUCUCUUAAAACCUUAGAUUACAUUGGGAUAGCAAAAAUUAUCUGUAAGGAAAAAAAAUGGAGAUAACUAAUGUCACUGAAUAUGAGGCCAUUGCAAAAGAGAAGUUACCCAAGAUGGUUUAUGACUACUAUGCAUCAGGUGCAGAGGACCAGUGGACUCUCAAGGAGAAUCGAAAUGCAUUUUCCAGGAUUUUGUUUCGACCCCGCAUUCUUAUUGAUGUUAGCAAGAUUGACAUGACCACCACUGUCCUGGGAUUCAAGAUUUCAAUGCCUAUCAUGAUUGCUCCGACUGCUAUGCAGAAAAUGGCUCACCCUGAAGGAGAAUACGCAACAGCCCGAGCAGCUUCAGCUGCAGGAACAAUUAUGACACUAUCCUCGUGGGCUACUUCCAGCGUUGAGGAGGUUGCUUCAACGGGACCUGGCAUUCGCUUUUUCCAACUCUAUGUAUACAAAGACAGGAAUGUGGUUGCACAGCUUGUGAGAAGAGCCGAAAGGGCUGGUUUCAAGGCGAUUGCCCUUACGGUGGACACUCCAAGACUUGGCCGCAGGGAAGCUGAUAUCAAGAACAGGUUUACUUUGCCACCAUUUCUGACUUUGAAAAACUUUGAGAGUUUAAACCUUGGCAAAAUGGAUAAGACCGAUGACUCUGGACUAGCUUCUUAUGUUGCUGGUCAAAUUGAUAGGUCACUGAGCUGGAAAGAUGUAAAGUGGCUCCAGACGAUAACAUCGUUGCCUAUUCUAGUUAAGGGUGUUCUUACUGCUGAGGAUGCAAGGCUAGCCAUACAAGCUGGAGCAGCAGGAAUCAUUGUAUCCAAUCAUGGCGCUCGCCAGCUUGAUUAUGUGCCUGCAACUAUUAUGGCUUUGGAAGAGGUUGUUAAAGCUGCACAAGGCAGAGUUCCUGUUUUUCUUGAUGGAGGGGUUCGGCGUGGAACCGAUGUCUUCAAGGCAUUGGCUCUGGGUGCAUCGGGAAUAUUUAUUGGAAGGCCAGUAGUGUUUUCAUUGGCUGCGGAAGGGGAAGCUGGUGUUAGGAAAGUGCUUCAGAUGCUACGCGAUGAAUUUGAGCUGACUAUGGCAUUAAGUGGUUGCCGCUCACUAAAGGAGAUCACACGAAACCACAUUGUUGCCGAUUGGGACGAACCUCGUGUUGUACCCAGGUUGUAAAGGUGAUGAUGGCUUCUUUCAAAUGGUCAAAAGUUCUAGGAGUCUAUAUUUCCAUUAAAAUAAACCUAGUGCUUGAUUUGAUACAAGUUUACAAAUUAAUUAUCAGACAUUUCAUUUCA